Camelina sativa (false flax) is the source of this 1014-nucleotide messenger RNA. RefSeq lists its product as uncharacterized. Lineage: Eukaryota; Viridiplantae; Streptophyta; Magnoliopsida; Brassicales; Brassicaceae. The record is from RefSeq and is a predicted model, not a curated record.
GUCGCUCUUGGUUUUUCUCUCUCGAUCGAUCGGUAUCUCCUAAUUAAACGUUAAUCUAUUUCUUCUUUCAUAGAUAAUCUACUGAUAGCAAUCAUGGCAUCAAGCAGUAAGAAAAUCGACGUUUUGUUGGUUGGUACUGGCGUAAAUAGUAACUACGAGAAGAUCAUCGAAAGAGCUGGGGGAGAUAAUAUAAACCUCAAAGUGGUUAAGACCGUUGUUCAUGUAAUGAUGGAACAUCUCCUCGGGUUGGCUUCCUACGACCUUAUCAUCCUCAUGGUCACCGUAGAAAAUGGAAUCAAGGUAACUAGGGAUCUUCGGGAGAAGUAUCUUGUGAAGUCGAUGAUCGUGGGUGUGACUUCAAAAGGAGACACGGACGGACAGCGUAGUGAUUUGAUAAAGGCUGGAAUUGACAAAUGCGAGGUUAUGCCGUUAACCAUCGAAAAGAUGGAGUCAGUCUAUAACAAGCUCAACUCCGGGAUGAGAAACGGUACUUUUAGGAAGCACUUGUUUAAAGCGUUAAUCGUUGACGACAAUCCCGAUGAUGCUUUCCGUCGGAAUCAUGAAAAGCUCAUCAGAAAAGCCGGAGGACUUGUUUCUAUGAGUUUUUUCACUGUGAAAGACGUCCAGCUGCUGAGUUCUUAUGACCUUAUUGUCCUGACUAAGGCAAUUAAGGCUAAGGAGUUAAGAGACAAGGGAUGGACGUCGUUGAUGGUGGGCGUGACGUCGUCCAAAGAGCAGUUUACGGCGUUCCAUGAAGCCGGAGUGGACCACGUGUUCUUGGACCCCAUAACGAUGGAAAAACUCAUCCCUCUUAUUAACCGUAUCAUCAACAAUUAAAAGAUAGAAUUUUUUAUUUUAUUAACUACAAUAAAUUACAGUUUGCAUGUGUGUAAGUAUGAUUUAUUGUUAUCCACUAUUAUACUGUCUGUGUGUGAUACAGUAUAUAAUAGUCGUUUCUUUUCGGCUUAUAAAAAAAUAUUACUAGAUUAUGAAUAAAAGGGUUCGCGUUUACUA